GCCCCAGCCGGCUCCCGAUUCUCUUCUCCCCGGCCCGUGGGUUCCACCUCGUUCUCGAGCGUGGCGCGCUCCGCCUCAGAGGGAGUGCGUGCGGGCUGUACCGUGCGGGACCCCGCCGGAGCCUCUGCCAGCGGCGAGCGGAAGCGGCAGCGGCUCGGGAGCGUGGCUGAGCGCGCACUGUGCGCAGGCGCGGACCCCGCUCGCCCCCGCCUGCUGGCGCCGCGGCCGAGGCCGGGCGUGAGGAGCGGCUGAGUGCGCCGCGGGCGGAUGGAGGCGCCUCCCCGCCGCGCCUGAGCCGGUGCACCGAAGGGGCCGCGGGGCCGCGCUCUCCCCGCCGGAGCCGCAGCAUGGUUGACUAUAUUGUGGAAUAUGACUAUGAAGCUGUACAUGAUGAUGAGUUAACUAUCCGAGUCGGGGAAAUCAUCAGAAAUGUGAAAAAACUACAGGAAGAAGGAUGGCUAGAAGGAGAACUAAAUGGGAGACGGGGGAUGUUCCCUGACAAUUUUGUUAAGGAAAUUAAGCGAGAGACAGAACCCAAGGAUGACAAUUUGCCCAUCAAACGGGAAAGGCACGGAAAUGUAGCAAGUCUUGUACAGCGAAUCAGCACGUAUGGACUUCCAGCUGGAGGAAUUCAGCCACAUCCACAAACCAAAGCUAUUAAGAAGAAGACAAAAAAGCGUCAGUGUAAAGUUCUUUUUGACUACUCUCCACAAAAUGAGGACGAGCUGGAACUGGCCGUGGGGGAUGUCAUUGAUGUCAUUGAAGAGGUAGAAGAAGGCUGGUGGAAUGGAACCUUGAACAAUAAGACGGGACUGUUUCCCUCAAACUUUGUGAAAGAAUUAGAGUUCACAGAUGAUGGCGAAACUCAUGAUGCUCAGGAGGAAUCAGAAGUUCCUUUGACUGGCCCUACCUCACCGUUGCCGUCUCCGGGGAAUGGGACUGAACCUGCUCCCGGAUCAGUUGCACAGCCAAAGAAAAUACGAGGAAUUGGAUUUGGAGACAUCUUUAAAGAAGGUUCUGUGAAACUUAGGACAAGAACUUCCAGUAGUGAAACAGAGGAGAAAAAAACAGAAAAGCCUUUAAUCCUACAGUCACUGGGCUCUAGAACCCAGAAUGUGGAAGUAACAAAACCAGACAUUGAUGGCAAGAUUAAAGCUAAGGAAUAUUGUAGAACAUUAUUUCCCUACUCAGGAAACAAUGAAGAUGAACUUACGUUUAGAGAAGGGGAGAUAAUCCAUUUGAUAAGUAAGGAAACUGGAGAAGCAGGCUGGUGGAAGGGUGAACUGAAUGGUAAAGAAGGAGUGUUUCCAGAUAACUUUGCUGUUCAGAUAAGUGAACUAGAUAAAGACUUUCCAAAACCAAAGAAACCACCUCCUCCUGCAAAAGGUCCAGCUCCAAAGCCUGACCUGUUAGCUGCAGAAAAGAAAGCUUUUCCUCUAAAGGCUGAAGAAAAAGAUGAAAAAUCACUGCUAGAACAGAAACCUUCAAAACCAGCUGCUCCUCAAGUCCCACCCAAAAAGCCCACUCCACCUACCAAAGCCAAUAAUUUACUGAGGUCUCCUGCAACAGUGUACCCAAAGCGGCCAGAAAAGCCAGUUCCUCCUCCACCUCCAACAGCCAAAAUUAAUGGAGAAGUUUCUACAAUUUCUUCAAAGACUGAUACUGAGCCAGUAUCAAAACCAAAGCUAGAUCCUGAACAAUUGCCAGUUAGACCAAAAUCAGUAGACCUUGAUGCCUUUGUAGCCAGGAACCCAAAAGAAACAGAUAAUGUAAAUUUUGAUGACAUAGCUUCCUCAGAGAACUUGUUACAUCUCACUGCAAAUAGACCCAAGAUGCCUGGAAGAAGAUUGCCUGGCCGCUUCAAUGGUGGACAUUCUCCAACCCAAAGUCCAGAAAAAUCCUUGAAGCUAUCAAAAGAAGAUGAUAGUGGUAGUAACCUAAAGCCUGUGGAGUAUAAAAAGGAUGCAAGCUACUCUUCAAAGCCAUCUCUUUCAACACCUUCAAGUGCUUCUAAAGUAAAUACAGCUGCUUUCCUAACUCCAUUAGAACUCAAGGCUAAAGCAGAAGCAGAUGAUGGGAAAAGAAAUUCCGUGGAUGAACUUAGAGCCCAAAUUAUUGAAUUAUUGUGUAUUGUAGAUGCACUGAAAAAGGAUCAUGGGAAAGAACUGGAAAAGCUACGCAAAGAAUUAGAAGAAGAGAAGGCCAUGCGAAAUAAUCUAGAGGUGGAAAUAGCAAAGCUGAAGAAAGCUGUUCUGCUGUCUUGAGGUGGUGUGGACCCAGUGUCCCAAUGCUUCAUGAAACUAACUGACUUGUUAAAAACAACAGACGCGGUAUUAUGAUGAAGAAAUAGAGGACAUGAACUGUGAUAUCUACCAAAAAGUUGGGGGUGACAGUUUUUUUUAAUAUAUAUAUAUAUAUAUUUUUUGUUUUGCCAAUUUAAAAAAAAAAAAAGAAGAGGCCUUAUUUCUUACUGUGCUGGGAUUGCAAACAUUUCUAUUGUUUGCUUGAAAAUACUACUGAAUCUGUAUAAAAAGGAAAGAAAGUUCAUAAUAGUUUUUUUAUUGAAACUUGUAUUAUUUUUAAAGAGUUCUAUACUAUAAAUAUCGUAAUGUCUUUACAAAUAAGCUGUAAGAUAAACUAUUUGAAAAGGACGGGUUAGCUUUAUAGUAUAGUCACCGCUUUCCUGUAAUGGAUAGGGCAUGAACUUAUAUACAUACACUACACCACACACACACCUAUACACACACACACACACACACACACACUCACACUCACACACACACUCACUCCUUUUAGCUUCUUAGCCAGGAUUACACUGUUGUGCCUGUUUGUCUGCAGUGCUGCUUGUACAUUGGGUGAUAAAAUAGGAGUUCCUAAUUACCAGGUUCCUCACCCAUGCAUAUUUACUCAUUAAUGAAAUAAUAACAAUAAAUCCAAGUUCUAGAGUGUUCUGUAAUGCUCACUAUAGGAUUCAUUAAAGAAAGUUAGUUAAACUGUAUUAGAUUAAGCUUGAGAAAAUAGGAGCAUUGUUGUAAGUUCAUGUGGCCCGAGAAAUCUAAAAAUGUCAUGCUAAUUCUUAUUUGUGCCUAGACAGUGCAGCACAUGUGGAAUAUGUAAACACCAGCCAUAUUGUUGUGUUCUUAUGCUCUUUCUACAGUCUUAAAUAUUACUCAGUUCAUUAUCUCUAUUUAAUUCAUUUUACCCUUCCUUUAAUUUUCACUAAUGAUAAUCUUAGGAAACAAAGCCUCUAAACCCAGAUAUUUUCAAAAUUCCAGAAUGAGUUCUAUAUUUGGAAAGCUAUUGGGUAAACACUCAGGUUUUACAGACGUAAUUUAUUUAAUAGAACAUACUAAUUUCUAGAGAUAUUUUGGACUAUUACUUAGGUAAAGUGAAAAAGAGUAUUAGUAUUUCACAAGUAGUAAUAGACGUUAUGUAAACCAAAUGUAAUUGACCACAUUGAAGAUCAUUCCAUAAUGGAUGCUGAGCUAUUUCCUUAGCAUCACAAUCAACAGCUGAACGUCUUAGGCUGGCUCAACCACUUGCAGGGUGGAAUGGCUACAGACCAGGUGAACAUAAAAAUGGUAUCUGUAAGGCAACAUGUCUGAAAACACAAAGGUUAAUUUUAAAAAGUGAAAUGUUUUUAUUUGUUAAAAAGUUAGGCUUUAAGCUUUACUUUAGAAAAUGAAUGUCAGAUCGUAAGUUAUGUUCUUAAUACCUUUUCUUUACACUUUAAUCUUAAAGUAGAAAAAUGUCAGAUUUCUUUUGUUGCUUCAACUAAAAUAGAACUGAAGUAGAAAAUAAUAGAAUUGCAAACACAAAAUCACACUUGAUUAGAUUCUGGGGAAAGAAAAUUGUACAUAGAGUGUACAUUUUAGGUUUUUUGAUAUAGGGACUUAUAUAUCCCAGGCUGGACCUAACCUUGUGAUAUAGCAAAAUGGUCUUAAAUUUCUGGUUUCCCUGCCUCUGCCUCCCAAGUGCUAGGAUCAGUGUGCCUAGCCUUUUUAACCAUUUCAAGUCUGAGCUCAUCUAAUGAGAGGUUAUUGAUGAACAAAAUUGCUCCAUUUUAAGUGAUAAGUCAAUGAAGUAUUUGCUUCUUAUUAAUGUAAUGACAGUCCUCAGAUGACAGUGGCCUCACCCUAAAAAUCAUUAUCUACUUUCCCCACAUUCUAGAAAUUAUCUCCUACAUUCCCAUUGGAAGGUUUGACUCCAGCCACACUGCUGGGAGGGAAAGCUCUAACAGUUGAAACUGUGUUCUUUUUCCAAUGAAGGUUAUUUUAAUAAAAAAGUAACAUACACAUUCAACAGUAGGCGAGUGACUAUACUUUCUGGACAAAUAUGUAGUCAUAGAAACUAGUUAAAAUGUAAGAAAUUAGAAAAGCAUAUAACAGAAAAAUGAAUUUAUGUUUUAUAAACUCAAAGAAAUUAUAGACACUACUCCUUAUUGCAUACUAAAUUUUCAUUUGCAGUUUGGUUUCUUUCUGACCUAUUAUGUGUCACUGACCUGAUUGGUGACUUGUAAGCUACUAAAAGAUUUAUUUGAGCCAUGUGUAGUGAUGGCAUGCCUGUAACUUGGAGAUUGAGGGAGGGAAAUGAGUUUGAGGCCAGCCUGUGCUGCAUAGAGAGGGGUCCUAUAUCCACAAGAAAGGAAGCAAUGUUCCUUUGGUGGUGGUAGGUAUGUUUUACUAGUCCACACAAUCAGAAUAGCAGUGAGUCAUCUCUACAUGCUUUUAUCUUCUCAGUCAGAACAGAGAAGUCAUACUGUCUGUGUUCUAUGUGUCUACUUUCUGCCUUUUAAGAAAUAGUUGAGAAAAACAAACAAGCUUGAACGUCUUUAAAGGGAAAAACAAUUCCUUUCAAAUAGUAAUUUGCCAGUAUUUGCCCUUAGUAUGGGAACUUUUACUAUUUCUAAAGUUAAAGUCAGAAAAUGAUUAAUAGCAACAACAACAACAACAACAGCUUUACUUAGAGGUAAAUCCCCUUUUCCCCAAUUUUAAUAUAAAAGACAGCAUUGAAUCUGUCAUUGCCAAAUUAUUAGUGAAUGUAUAGUUCAGAUUUGCUGGUCUUUGAAACACAGUACUACUGAGUUUCUAAUGGGAAAUCAAUGCUAUUUGGUGUGCUUGCGACCACUAAGCUUGCUCCUUACUAUAAAGGUAUCCUCUGUACAACUGUGCAGGACUUCACAGGAAAUCAGAAGAUGCACAGAGAGAACGCUGGUCUGCACAGAGGACUCCUCACACUCCUCACUGGGAUCACAGACAAGAAAGACGCUCGAAGUGCUCUGUUGAUUUUUUGAUGAAUGUUUUAUGCUUGCAUUUAAACUUGAAAUGUAUGAGCAGAAUGAGACAAUCUUUACAAUCAGAACUGAGAAGUGUUACAAUUGAAUAGCCUUGUGCUGUAGCAAUAAAAUGACCAAGUGCAAUGACUUUAAUAAAAUCAUCUUUCAAACGUU
Apodemus sylvaticus (European woodmouse) is the source of this 5449-nucleotide messenger RNA. It is a transcript of the gene Cd2ap, whose product is annotated as CD2 associated protein. The coding region runs from base 348 to 2264 and encodes 638 amino acids. Gene Ontology annotation, molecular function: protein binding. The transcript has 18 exons. The record is from RefSeq and is a predicted model, not a curated record. Lineage: Eukaryota; Metazoa; Chordata; Mammalia; Rodentia; Muridae.